AUCUGAUCCUGAGCAGGUGCUGACAGUUCCUUCGGCUGAGCUCGGGGCUCAGCUCCUGCCCCUGAGCAGAGGAUAAAUCGGUACAACAGGGCAGGAGCUGCUCCGCUGGUCAGGAUAAAGAAUGGCUUAUUCCAGUUCAACACGGGACUUUGUUGCCCUUUCAAAUCUGCAUCCAAAUCUUGCUCGUCCUAAUGUAAUCGGUGUGGUUAUUGGAAAAACAGAUGUCAGAAGCUUUCCAGACAGAAAAAACAUUGGGUCUGAAAGAUACACAUUCAGUUUCACUAUUCGUGAUUCACCAUCUCAUUUUGUUAAUGUCAAUUCUUGGGGCAGAGAAGAAUAUAUCCGAUUGCUUUCAGAAAGCUUCAGAGUUGGUGACUGUGUUACAAUUGAAAAUCCUUUAGUCCAGUCAAAGGAAGGAGAAAAGGAAGAAAAAUUCAACCCCGUAACUCCGAGUUGCUACAAAUUACUGAUCAGUGAAAAUCAUUCAGUUGUCAAAACCUCUUCAUGCUACGAAAUGGACACCAAGCUACUUUCUCUGCUGCACCUGCCUGUCAAGGACCCCCAGGAUUAUUAUUCACUGGGUGAUAUCACUGCAAAUGGACAGAGCCUUGAUGGAAGAAUUCUUAAUGUGCUUGCAGCUGUAAUGUCAGUUGGUGAGCCAAAGUAUUUUAUAACUUCAGACAAAAGGAAAGGUCAGAGGUGUGAAGUAAAGCUCUACGAUGAAACAGAGAUGUCCUUUCCAAUAAUAUGUUGGGAUAAUGAAUCUAUCCAGCUUGCACAGAGUUGGAUCCCACGAGAAACAGUAAUAUUUGCAUCAGAUGUGAGAGUAAAUUUUGACAAAUUCAGGAACUGUAUGACUGCAACUGUGAUAUCAAAGACCAUUAUUACAACUAAUCCAGAAACUGCAGAAGCAAAUAUUCUGUUCAGCUUCAUAAGAGAGAGUGCACAAUCAGGAGCUUUGCAUGAUAAAAUGGAGGAGCAGUCGAAAGAGUCCAUUAACUUGGAGACUAUAGUUGAUGUUUAUACUGUGAAGCAGCUGAAAGAAAAAGCUUUACAGAGUGAUGGAAAACCUGAACCAGUGUUUGGCAUUAUUUAUGGUUACAUUUCCAUGCUGGACAUUGAUGAUAAUGUAUCUAAAGUUAUUCGCAGCAGAUGCUCAGUGUGCCGUUUUGUGGUGAAUGAAACGUCAAACACGUGCAACUUCUGUGGUGACAUCUCUCCAGAUUCAAAGUCCACCUUUGUGAGCUUUGACAUCCUUGUUGAUCUGACAGAUCAUACAGGCACUCUUUAUUCUUGUUACCUCUCUGACUGCAUAGCUGAGGAAACCUUAGGCUGCACUGUCCAGGAGUUCCUCACUCUACCAGAAGACAAGAGGACUGCACUGAAAUGGCAGCUUCUUCUAGAACGGAGCAAGAUUUAUUUUAAAAUUACCUUGUCACCCAAUUGGAGAACUGGUCUGAAAGCAAAUAUACUCUCGUGCAAACUAGCGAAUCCUAUAGAAGCAAGUCAGAGCCUGCUGGGAAAGAAGCUGCAGCACGUGGCUUGGUAACAGCUGGGAAAAGGCCAUCUAUUCACUAUGUUUUUAGAGGUAGAAGGUUGUUGUCGCCAUAUUUUGCUAAGGAAUAUGCAUUACUACUUGUUGUAAUUGGGCUUCUGUGGUGUUUUUAAGAUGAUUAUACUUGGAAAAGUGUAGUAGGUCCACAGCCUAAAAGUUAGUUCUACUGAAUUCCACCCUUUAGAAGGGAGGUGGAAGCCUUGUUUGCUCAGUUUGGGAACUAUGGGAAAGUUUUGAAAAAUCAGAAAUGACAAUUAGUACCAGACAGAUCUCUUGAACUUUGUUUUUGACUGCUGUGCUACUUCUGUGUUAUUGAAGUAAAUA
Messenger RNA from Tympanuchus pallidicinctus (lesser prairie-chicken), 1879 nucleotides. It is a transcript of the gene MEIOB, whose product is annotated as meiosis specific with OB-fold. The coding region runs from base 122 to 1549 and encodes 475 amino acids. The record is from RefSeq and is a predicted model, not a curated record. Lineage: Eukaryota; Metazoa; Chordata; Aves; Galliformes; Phasianidae. Gene Ontology annotation, biological process: resolution of meiotic recombination intermediates. Gene Ontology annotation, molecular function: single-stranded DNA binding; single-stranded DNA 3'-5' DNA exonuclease activity. The transcript is spliced from 14 exons.